AUGGAGCCCAAAGAAACCCCCGGAAAGGAAAGCUUGGGACCCAAGAAGAAGAAUCUGACCUUCUUGAGACACAAGCUGUACAUGCUGGAGAGGAGGAAGACGGACACGGUUUUGGAGAAUGGUGCUUCCGCGGACCUCAGUAACUCUGGCACCUUGAGGAGGAGCCAGUCGGACAGAACCGAAUACAACCAGAAAUUACAAGAGAAGAUGACACCUCAAAAUGGGCCCUCUGCCCCUGAAACUCUGACCCAAGAAGAGCAGGAGCAGCAGAUAAGGAAGAUGAUGGCGAAGAGGUCAAAAAUCAUCGAGGAGCUGAUCCAGACAGAAAAGGACUACCUCAAUGACUUGGAGCUCUGCAUCCGGGAAGUGGUUCAGCCCCUGAGAAGUAAACAGAUUGAUAGGUUUGACGUGGAUGGCUUGUUUAGCAACAUUGAAUCGGUGCGUCAGGUAUCGGCCGAGCUGCUGUCAAUGUUGGAAAACGCUACGACAGACACGGAACCAGCCAUGCAAGUAAUAGGGGAAGUCUUCUUGCAGAUUAGAGGACAGCUGGAAGACAUCUACAAAAUCUACUGUUAUCAACACGAUGAAGCGCACACAAUGCUAGAGUCCUAUGAAAAGGAGGAAGAACUGAAGCAACAUUUGAGACACUGUGUACAAUCCUUAAAGAAAAUAUACAUGGAAGAAGGCAAACCAAACCUAUUGGACAUGGGAUCUCUGAUGAUUAAACCAAUUCAAAGGGUGAUGAAAUACCCCUUACUUCUGUGUGAGCUCCGAAAUUCUACUCCUCCCUCUCACCCAGACUACAGAGCCCUGGAAGAUGCCUUUGUUGCUGUGAAAGACAUCAACGUGAACAUUAAUGAACUCAAAAGAAGGAAGGACUUGGUUCUGAAAUACAAGAAGAACGACGAAGAUGAAUCCCUCAAAGAGAAGUUUUCCAAACUGAACAUUCACUCAAUUAGCAAGAAAUCCAAACGGGUGACUAAUCAUCUGAAGAUUUUAACCAGAGGAGAGUCUCAGGUGAAAGACUGCACCUUCAACAGGGAGGAAAAGUUAUUUAGGCAUUUAGAAAAGACAGUGCGGGGUUGUGUGAAGAAUAUUUCCUUCUGUCUUCAACACAUGAAGGAAGGUUUAUUCCUUGCUGCACAGAACACGUCAGAGCUACGGGAUAUUUCCCAUGACAGAGACGACCGGGGCUAUUCGGAGCUCUUGAGUAAUGCCCCAAAUCCCUGGGAAGACUUUGUGGACCGAUUUCACAGGCAGGUGGUGACCCCGCUGUCGGCCCUGCAGGCCUUGUUCGCGGGGCCCCAGAAGCUCAUCCAGAAGCGCUACGACAAGCUGCUCGACUACAACAGCGGCCGGCAGAAGUCCGCCGGGGCCGAGUCGGACCUGGCCAAGAGGGACUACGAGGCCCUCAACGCUCAGCUGGUGGAGGAACUUCGGGUGUUCAACCAGGCCUCUCGGCAGAUCCUCAUCAACCGCCUGGCCUGCUUCAUCACUCUGCUCCGGGACCUGACGCUUCUCCUGUUACGGCUCUAUCCCUCCCCCGGCCUCCUCCCAGGACAGCUGAUCUCCGGCGCCUGGGACGCGCAGAGUCGGGUAAUGGAGGAGAUACACGAGCUGAACUUCGUCAAAGACAAUAGCGCUACCUUCAUCGAGAGGAAGCUGAGCUUUGAGAAGAAGAAACCUGGGCCCUCCUUGCCUGAAAUUCCACGCCAGACGGACAGCCACCGUGUCCAGCUGCUGACCGGCUUCGGUCCCGAGGGGCUGUUCCAGGCCAGGCGUAAGUGUAACGCCUCCCAGGACCUCGACAUUGACCUCCUGGAAGGGGACCUGGUGGCUGUGGUGGAGAAGAAGGAUCCCUUGGGAAGUACCAGCCGAUGGCUGGUGGAUGCGGGAAUCACGAAAGGCUACGUGUAUUCCUCCUUUCUGAAGCCCUAUAACCCGAGCAAGGUGCCGCAGACGCAGGCCGAGAGCCGCUUCUUGGAGGACGACUUUGACGACCUCAGCCUCUUCGUGUCCCCGCGGCCGCCCGGUGACAGCGCCGACCGGACCCCGGGAGGCAGCGGGAAUGACAGUGGCUCUUCCCUCGGCGGCCCCUCCGGAAAGCUGGGGACCGACGGGGCGGACGCGGAGGGCCUGGAGGAACAGAUUUUCUACGCGGUCCACGCGUUCCAAGCCCGCAGUGACCAGGAACUCAGCUUGCAGGAGUACCAACGAGUUCACAUCCUCAGGUUUUGUGACUUGAGCGGCAAUAAGGAGUGGUGGUUGGCAGAAACUCAAGGACGGACAGGAUACGUGCCAGCUAACUACCUGGGGAAGAUGACAUAUGCUUAAACUGGACAGGUGCCUGGGAUUUGUGAAGAAGUGC
Tachyglossus aculeatus (Australian echidna) is the source of this 2368-nucleotide messenger RNA. It is a transcript of the gene ARHGEF38, whose product is annotated as Rho guanine nucleotide exchange factor 38. Gene Ontology annotation, cellular component: cytoplasm. The record is from RefSeq and is a predicted model, not a curated record. The transcript has 14 exons. The coding region runs from base 1 to 2334 and encodes 777 amino acids. Lineage: Eukaryota; Metazoa; Chordata; Mammalia; Monotremata; Tachyglossidae. Gene Ontology annotation, molecular function: protein binding; guanyl-nucleotide exchange factor activity.